AACGCCAUGGGCUGUGUGGACGGUCGACUUGCUGCGUAGAGCUCAUCCGUGUUCAUAGACUAUUCCCACCCGUGGACACUCGUAAAGAUGUUCACUUCCAUGGUGGUGGGCCUACACCUGGCGACCUUACUUUCGGCAACCAAUGUGAGCGUCCUCCUCUCCGGCCUCCCAGUGAGGAGCCUUGCUACAGCCAACCUGACACUGGAGUCAUGCCAGGCAACCUCCCACGUCACCCAACUGAGGUGUGAGGUGCCUGUGGUGCAGGCGACGGCCCCGCCGGCUUUCAGGUUCCAGGAGGCGGUGAUACUUCGGGUGGCGGCGGAGGAGUGGGUGCCUCACAUAAGGGUGAUGGAGGAUCCUCCAGGCAACGUCACCAUCAGCGGACCCAUGGCUAACCUCCUCCAAACUCUGGCAGACGCUCUUCACUUCAGAUACACACUGGUGCGGCCGCCCGAUGGAGCCUGGGGCAUCCCUACUUCAGGAGGGGACUGGAACGGCAUGAUCGGCAUGGUCAAGAGGAAUGAGGCCGACCUCGCCCUGGGUCCCUUCGGACUAACGUACUCUAGGUCUCGCGUCGUAGACUUCUCUUCGCCCAUUCUCAUUGACUACUACCGCAUCCUGGUCCGACGGCCUCGGUCAGAGCCCGAACCACUUGGCUUCCUUAUGCCCUUCAGAUGGGCGGUGUGGGUGGUGUUGGUAGCGUGUGUGGGCGUGGUGGGCGUUGUUCUCUACUACGUCAGUAUGACCUACCAUCUCCUAGGACGCGGCGGGGUGAAGAUACCAGGGAGCGAACAUCUGCUGUUGUCUCACUGUUGGACUGUAUACAGUGCUCUCCUCGGAGCCCCAUUCAUGUGGAAGGUGGAGAGAGGGGUCGAGCGUGUGGUAGUGGCGACCUGGUGUAUCAUGUCCAUGAUCGUGGCCAGGUCCUACAGCUCGGCACUCACCUCCCUUCUCGCCGUCAGGACUGUCCCCGUAAAGUAUAACUACCUUAGGCAGAUCAUUGAUGAUCAUAAGAUCAACCUCAUCUUUGAGAAGGCAACUGCCCUAGUUGAACACAUGUCGACGGUGCAGCAGGGAAUCUACAAGGACCUGGCCGACACUAACCUAACAGGACGCGCGCACUUCCUGCCGUCGUCGAAGCUGUACGACGCAGCAUACAACAAGGUGCGAAACAAACCCUACGCUCUCCUCGUGGAAGAAACUACCUGCAAUAAGGUCUACUCCGAUGACUUCUCCAAAUAUGGACGCUGCGACUUCUAUAUCGGCAAGGAGCUGUAUUGGCCACUUAUUUUCGGCAUGAUAGGCCGCAAGGGGUCCCCCUUCCUGCCCGCCAUCAGUGAUAGGAUGGAGCGUCUAGCAUCUCACAACUUGUACUUCAAGUGGUUGGCAGAUGAGCUUCCCAACGCCACAGCUUGCCUAAGGGCUAGUACCCGCGUAACCACCGAUGAAGCCUACAGCCUACAGGGUCUCUGGGGUGUGUUUGUGUUAUUCACUGGAGGGAUGUUGAUGGCUGCUGUUGUAAUGUUAUGUGAAAUGGCUCCAAUCUGACUGAUAAAUUUUCACCACCUUCACCUGAAACCGGUCUGCUGUGGUUCCACCAUCUCAUCCAAUGAGAGUUUGCUGUGAUUACACAACUUACACCACCUCAACUGAUGCCAGUCUAUGACCAGGAUCUGAAACCACUGUCACCUCACAGCUGCUAGUGGACUGCAAAUGCCAUAAACACACCACCAUCACAUCUGUUGCUAAUAUGGUGUAGCAACUACCUUAGAAUGUUGUAGCCGUUUCAUCAGCACCUCAUGGCAUUGAAAUCAUUCUCAGAACAGCACAGCCAGUGGAAACAUUACCUCUUACCACCUUGGUCCUUGCCAUUUUACCAAAUAUACUUGGCUACAACCACCAUCUGUGACCAGCCUGCCAUCACUGGCACUCGAGAGCCUCACUUUACAGCUUGUAGUCACAACAGCAGCUACAGUACCCACCGUGCUCAUCACAGCUCAGCUAGGAGCAACACCACUGUCCCACAAGACUUGAUUACAGCCAUCUGACUUGGCUACAGCCACGCCUCAUCCAGAUGCUGUUAUACCAUACAACCACCGCUGCUGAAACCACUUACAUGGUUACCAUUUGCAUGAUUACACCAUACAGACGCGUGUCGUA
Molecule: messenger RNA, 2160 nt
Organism: Procambarus clarkii (red swamp crayfish)
Lineage: Eukaryota; Metazoa; Arthropoda; Malacostraca; Decapoda; Cambaridae
Product: glutamate receptor ionotropic, delta-1-like
Biological process (GO): monoatomic ion transport
Cellular component (GO): membrane
Molecular function (GO): signaling receptor activity; ligand-gated monoatomic ion channel activity
Source: RefSeq, a predicted model, not a curated record